ACUACAAAUUCCCAUGGCGAAGCUUAAAAUUGUUAACAUUGUUUUCUUUCUCUUAUUAGGUAUAGGAAUAUGUUCAGCCGCUAGAACCCUCCUCACUUAUGGUGAGGCAGGCGCUUAUGGUGGUGGAGGAGGUUCCGGUGGAGGUGGUGGUUAUGCAGCUGGAGGACACGAUGGUGGAUAUGCUGGAGGAGGUGGUAGUGGAAGUGGAGCUGGAGGUGGCCAUGCUGGUGGUGGAUAUGCUGGAGGAGGUGGUGGUGGAAGUGGAGCUGGAGGUGCUCAUGCUGGCGGAGGACAUGAUGGUGGAUAUGCUGCUGGAGGUGGUGAAGGUGGUGGUAGUGGAUAUGGUGGUGCAGGGUCAGCAGAUGGUGGAUAUGCUGCUGGAGGUGGUGGAGGUAGUGGUGGUGGUGGUGGUAGUGCAGUUGCUGGAGGUGGAGCACAUGGUGGUGGUGCAUAUGCUGGAGGUUCAGGAGGAGGUACUGGCGGCGGCUAUGGUGCUGGUGGGGCACCUGGGGGUGGAUAUGGUGGUGGAGGUGGACAUGGAGGCGGUGGUGGUAGUGCUUAUGCUGGAGGAGAAGGAGGAGCCUCAGGUGGUGGAUAUGGUAGUGGAGGAGGAGCUGGUGGUGGUGCCGGAGGAGCACAUGGAGGAGCAUAUGGUGGCGGCGGUGGUAGUGGGGCCGGUGGUGGUGGUGCCUAUGCCGGUGGAGAGCAUGCUGGUGGUUACGGAGGAGGUGCUGGAGGUGGUGAAGGUGGUGGACACGGUGGUGGCUACGCUCCUUGAGUGGUCAUUCAAAUCACCAUUUGC
Molecule: messenger RNA, 802 nt
Organism: Solanum stenotomum
Lineage: Eukaryota; Viridiplantae; Streptophyta; Magnoliopsida; Solanales; Solanaceae
Product: glycine-rich cell wall structural protein 1.8-like
Exons: 1
Coding region: 14-778 (254 amino acids)
Source: RefSeq, a predicted model, not a curated record